CGGACCUGGAUACGUGAAGACAAAUUGUCAAAAUAAUGACAAUGAAUUAUUUGGAUUUGAAUAUCGAUAAAUUGUUCGAAGAUUUCACGAUCAAAGAAAUCGAGGGGAUCCAGAAAAGAAUUCAGCAUGAGAGUGACAGAAAGAAAAUUGAGCUUAGGACCCUUGUUGGAGAAAGGUAUCGUGAUUUAAUACUAGCUGCUGACACAAUUGGAAACAUGAAAAUAACUUCUGAGCGUGUUAUUUCAAGAAUUGUUAACAUUGAGGAUACAUUCAGAGAACUGCAGAAGAAGUAUCUUAUUGGUUUCAAAAUAGAACCAAUUGAGAAUGAGAAUGAUAGAAAUGUGGAAGGAAUCCAAGAUUCAAUUAUUAUUCAAAUAAAAAUAUUAAUGGAUAUACCUCAAUAUAUUUGGUCCAACAUUGAGAAUAAAAAUCUAUUAUUUGCCACACAAUUGUAUUUAGUGGCACAGCAUAUAAAUUACAGUUUAUUAUUUGAAGUAGGAAGCACAGAUUUGUUGAACAAGUAUCCAAUUGUCUCUAAACAGUGGGAUGUUAUUAAUCAGUUCAAAACUAUUAUAACUACUGAAUGCAAUUACAUAUUACAGUCAUUGGAUGUACAACCAGAGAGCAUAGCGAAUUGCUUAGCUGCACUUGUAUUGUUGAAUAGGACAUCUUUCUCUGACUUGUUAGAGAUGCUGUUAUCUAUGCGUAAUCGUGCUAUUAAGUCCAUUAUUACAGAUGAAAAUGAUAGUAGUGUUAAGAAUAAAAUCAAGUUGUGUAUAGACACAUUAAUCCAAACAAUCAAUUUAAUUUACUCUUGUUUUAUAAAUACAGAGAAGAAAUCAGGAGGUCUUGUCCUGCAGUACAUAGCAAAAAUUCAAGAUCAAGAAGCUUAUUCGUUAUUCUGUGAAUUGGACGUGAAUCAAGAAUUGUUGAAAGAGUUUCUUCCUUCCGUUACAAAACAUCACAAACUAUUUAUUCAGGAUACUCCAGAAAGCUUUCUUUUACCAGAUCUUCAAAAGAGUAUUAAAUCCUGGCUGCAAUGGGUUGCUGAGUUUUGCAAUCACGAAGUGACAAAGCUAUUGGAUCUGAUAAUAUCCAUAAAAGGUUUAUAUUAUGUCCGUGAAGAAACUGUUAGUAUUAAUCUGCCUGAGAAUUGGAAUUUCAUUUGGGAAGAACUUCAUCUCCCUAGGAUAACUUUCUGGGUGGAAUUUUUUCAACCUAUCAUAUCUCAAAGAGUGAAAAAUAUCAUAAGUGAUAAAUGGAUAGAAACUGUAACCACAUUAAAAUCAGAUAUAACAGAAUUACUCACUAAAAUAAGUAACGAGAAAUUCGAGUAUCCAGAACACGAUUUGCGAUGGUUCGUUUGGAAAGAUUCUCCUAGUGAUAUUCCUCAGAAGCUUACCAAAAACGGGGGACUCGACAACAAGAGAUCCCUAUUGAUGAAAACGAAGGGAUACUCACCCAAUAUUCUCACUUUAUGCGACAGUUUUGAUACAGGUUUACAGGCUCUUCUUUCGGAUCUUGAACAAUAUUUGUAUGAGACGGAACGCGUGAUGUCCAUUAAAGACAACCUAUUAUCCACAAAUAUAUCAUUAAUUUCCGAUACGUUCUCUGAUCGUAAAGAAGUUCAGGAACAUUUGCAAAAAAUCAGUUCUACCAUGAUACAGGAUAUCAUUAAUUUCGUAAAAACUAUGUGCGUAAAUGAGCGAGCUGAAUACGGUCAGCAGGACAUAAAUGCAGUCGUAAUGGCACGGUUUCUCUUAGCGCUGACAACUCUCAGCUCAAAUUUAAACAAAUGUUUCACACUUUCAAAGGUGUCUGGAUUAACUAUCACUAAUGUCAAAUGGCAGUCGAUCUGUGACAAACUGAAAGAAGAGAGUACAUUCGUAUGGUCCAUUUGGGCCAGUACAUAUAAAACGAAAAUAAAUGAACACAGAGAUAAAUACAUAUCCAAAGAACCACUAGAUGGUUAUCGAAUACAUGUAGUGGUUUCCGAAUGGGAGAAGGUAACUAUCGAUGAAGACUCUGGAGAAGGUAAAAGGAUAAAGUCAGAAAUCUUAGUGCCAUAUCAGCCAUCCAUACAAUUGCAGAAGUUCUUAACUGCAAUUAAUAAAGAUUUGAAUAAAAUUAUACCGCAUACUGUUCCAAAGAAGGUGCUCCAUGAAAUCAUAGAAAACAUCGCUGUAGAGCUAUUAAGCUACUACGUUUUUAUAUCGAGUUCAGUAAAUCUUUCUCAAAAACAAGCCUUUCAAGUUUUAUUCGAUAUUAGAUACUCUACUUUGUUAAUGGUGCCACGAGAAAAUAAGAAUUUGUCUGACUUAUCGACGCGGGCGUGCGAUAAUGUACUGUCCAAAAUCGAUCCUUUCGACUAUGAUGUCUUCAAUCCAUUUAUUCAGACUAAUGUGAAGAAAAGCAUUCAGAGAUCUUUGCUUUUACUUGGAAAUUUGGUGCCUCAUUUAGAACAACUUCAUUCAAUUCUGGGUGCACGAAGCGAAUAUAGUACUACCGAAGGUGUAAAAUCAGAUAUACCCUCGGUACUGGCACUUUGUGCCGGUGCACCAUGGUUCCCGCCUUUGACUGUUACAGCUCCAGCCAGAAGUUUACCGCUAGUGUCAGUAACGUUACCAGAGAAACCACAGCGAAAAAAAGUUACGGGUAAGGAAAACACAAAAAGCGACUCCGCAGGUGCAACUAUAAAAUCCGGAGCAGCGGCGUUUUUUGGAGCAAUGGGCUCCGACUGGUUUAGUAGUAGCUAAUUUAUUUAUUUUAUUUAUUCCCUAUAAGCU
Dufourea novaeangliae is the source of this 2786-nucleotide messenger RNA. It is a transcript of the gene Cog1, whose product is annotated as conserved oligomeric Golgi complex subunit 1. The coding region runs from base 36 to 2756 and encodes 906 amino acids. Gene Ontology annotation, cellular component: Golgi apparatus; COG complex. The transcript is spliced from 9 exons. Gene Ontology annotation, biological process: intra-Golgi vesicle-mediated transport. Lineage: Eukaryota; Metazoa; Arthropoda; Insecta; Hymenoptera; Halictidae. The record is from RefSeq and is a predicted model, not a curated record.